Molecule: messenger RNA, 584 nt
Organism: Lactuca saligna
Lineage: Eukaryota; Viridiplantae; Streptophyta; Magnoliopsida; Asterales; Asteraceae
Source: the annotation of a GenBank genome assembly
GUCCUUACGAUAUCAACUGUUUAAGAGUCAAAAGUCUUUCCAUAUGCAUAAUCAAUUUGUUAGGUAAGAUGAUGUGCUAAGCGUAUGAAUGGGUGUAUAAAUGUCACAAGAUUUUAAGAGCAUUUGAACUUCAUCUACGGGAUCAUUUACUGUACAUAGUAUGGCUCAGGAGAUAAAGGUGAAAGUGAACAUGCAUAGUCAAAAAUGCAGGAAGGAUGUACUGAAAACGGUCACUAAAUUAUCUGGUGUUAAUGAGGUAUCGGUAGAUUUAGCGAAGGAGAUGUUAGUUGUGAUUGGAGAUGUUGAUCCCGUUUCCAUCGCAACUUGUUUAAGGAAGAAACAAAGGGUGGCUAAUAUUGUAAGUGUUGGACCGUACAAAAAGAAGGAGAAGGAAGCCGAUAAACCGAUUGGUUUUCCCAUAAUGUAUUGUAACAAUCCUUGUCAAAAUGGAUAUGGACAAUUUGUGUAUGGGCAUCCACCAUCCCAUGAUGGUGGAGGAUGCAACAUUCUUUAGAAUGGAUGAUGCACAAACUAUAUAUUGUACAAGACGAAAUUCUAAACAUCUUACUAAAAUUUUAGAAGCA